Messenger RNA from Chanos chanos (milkfish), 951 nucleotides. It is a transcript of the gene asb12b, whose product is annotated as ankyrin repeat and SOCS box-containing 12b. The coding region runs from base 1 to 951 and encodes 316 amino acids. The transcript has 2 exons. The record is from RefSeq and is a predicted model, not a curated record. NCBI's taxonomy places the organism in Eukaryota, Metazoa, Chordata, Actinopteri, Gonorynchiformes, Chanidae. Gene Ontology annotation, molecular function: protein binding.
AUGGUUCUGUGUCAAACUGCCAGCAUGAGUCUGAUGGACAUUUCCAAGAUUUUUUCUCUCCUCCAACCCAAAGAGGAGGAGGAGGAGCACACGAGUGACUGCCAGCAGCUGAACCAAGCCGUCUCUAAUGACGACGACAAACUCCUGGCCGAGUUGCUUUCUCAGGAAAGAUACAGGAGGUGCAUUAACAGCCGUAGCGGCUGGGGUGUCCCGGGCACCCCCCUGCGGAUGGCAGCUGCUCAGGGCCACCUCAGAUGCCUAGAGGUGCUGUUGGCUCAGGGUGCAGAGGUGGAUAGCCUGGAUGUCAAAGCACAGACCCCACUUUUCACUGCAGUCAGUGCCAAACACCUCGAAUGUGUGGUCGCCCUACUCAGGGCCGGAGCAGAUCCUAACGGAAGCCAGUAUAAUAACUGCUCUCCUGUGCUGACUGCAGCCAGGGAGGGUGAUGUGGACAUUCUGAGGGAGCUCCUACAACAUGGAGCUGAGGUUGAUGUCAGACCUAAAGUGCCUGACUGGGCCUCCAACGCCACAGCCUGCCGAGGGCCUCUGUAUAUCUCUGCCGUUUACGGGCACCUGGACUGUUUUAAACUGCUGCUCCUCCACGGGGCUAAUCCAGACUAUAACUGCACAGAGGAGAAGAUGCUGGCCAGAAUAAAACAACCCAAGACAGUGCUGGAGAUGUGUUUGCGGUACGGCUGUGGGACAGAGUACAUUCAGCUGCUCAUAGACUUUGGAGCAAAUGUCUAUCUCCCCACACUAAUUAUAGACAAGACAACGAAACAGAACGAGGCUGUCGUACUGCUGCUGAAGGAAAGAGUUUGUCCGAAAACGUUGAUGUCUCAGACCCGACUAGCAAUUCGGAAAUACGUUUCCAUGGCGAACAGGAUGCGUGCGUUGGACAGCCUGGACAUUCCUCAAACACUGAAGAAUUACCUGAAACACAUCAGCUGA